AGAUCCUCGGAGUUCAGUUCCCGUCCAGUCUCCCAACAACCUGGGUUUUUGGGGUGCGGGGAAGUAACCGGGAGCUUAGUCUAACCCCACCCCUGUAUUCUUAUUGGCUAAGGGAUUGGGAUCUUGCCUGGCGAUUGGUUGCCGUCUUUGUCAUUCACCAAAGGUGGGUGCUCAGUAUAUCGAGGGCCGGAGACAUUCAAUACUUCCAUUAUAUAAAAGUUCUUCUGUGUAAUGUUCCACUCGUGUGCUUGAGGUGCGUCUGAAGAAAAGAACAAUUUGGACGAUGGUUUUUGAUGGCACAACCCGGGGCAAUCCAAUGACAGUACAGUUCAAAGGGAACGUUACCUGUAGAGGUACUGUAUGAACAGACUGAUUAGCAAUAAACGAAUAAUAAAACAUUUCCUCUAGUUCCCCUUCAAUGAGGAAAUCCAUCAAGCUAUACAAACCGUAAUUAUAUUGUAAAAUAUUACUACUAGAGAAUCCUAAAAUAUAUACGGGCCUUAUAAAUCCUAGGUAAUUACUGUAUGAUAAUGUUUUGAGUUAUACGGUGUCCGUUGCUCCAAAUAAUUCAUGUUUCCUGAACAAUGUAAUUAGGUCUUCCCACAUCCUUGCUCUAUUAACUUUGCGAAGUAGCCUCAAGCUUCGAGAAAUUGAGUGAUGUUGCUUCUCGGACAGUUUGGAAACUGUGGAUUUAAUACUGCAUCUUAUACUUUAGAGUCUUGCUUACUAGUAACUGCAUUUCUUCUUUGGGAAGAAGAAAUGCAUCAGGCUUUUGAGUAUUGAGUUCUUUUAAGCCACAGCCUAUCAUUCUUCUUUCUUCACAUUGUUAUGGGGACUGGCACCCUAUACCAAAAAACCCAAACCAAACCCGUUGCUGUUGAGUCAAUUCCGACUCAUAGCGACCCUAUAGGACAGAGUAGAACUGCCCCCAUCGGUUUCCAGGGAGCACCUGGUGGAUUCUAACUGCCGACCUCUUGGUUAGCAGCCAUAGUUCUUAACCACUACCUAAUCUACUAUAUUCACAUAUAUAUUAUUAGUCGUGAGACACUGUUUUGGCUGUAUAAUUCUGAGUCUGUGGUAGUCUGAUUUUUCAUAGCCAGCUUGUCAUUUGCAGUGCUAAUGGUAGUCCCAGAGAAGAAGGUUGAGGUUUUUGGAAACUUUCUUUUUUUUCUUAAUUCUGCUACCUAGUGGGGACUGGAGAGUGAAGGAUUACUUAAGUAGUUUAUAGUCUGCUUGUUGUGAUGAAUCUUUAUAGCUUUUAUGUUCUUCCAAGAGCAUAAAACUCACACAAAGAACAUAGAGGGAAAGGUAGCUUGCCAAAUUUAGUUUUAUAAGACUGUUCUGUUGCUGUAACUCACAACAGUUCUAAUGUAAUAAAAGCCUUGUUUUGAAGUUUGAGAUUCCUUAGAAGAGCUAAGAAAGAGGAAGUAGGAACAGGAAGAAGGGAAAGUGCAGCUUUCCUAGGUAGAGGUUAGAGUCAGAGACGAGAGUUAUUGAAUGUGAAAGUCAUUUCAGAAGUGAAAAUAUGACUUUUUCAUUGUUCUUUGCGUAGUGUGCUUUGAGUUUUCUCUGCUUAAGCCAUUGCUGUGAUCUGUGUCUAUAAUUCUUCAGUAGGUUUUGUUCCCUACAUGCUAUGAAUCACUUUGCAAAACUGUCUGGCAGAAAGUUUUGUGUUCAUGGUACAACUAAGUGGCAGCCUAAAAAAAAAAACUUUGGAGAUGUUUUUGUUGUUGUUUUUGUACAUGCUUGUGGCUUGGGUAAGGAGCCCUGGUGGGGCAGUGGUUAAAGCAUUCAGCUGCUAGCCAAAAGGUAGUCGGUUUGAACCCACCAGUCCCUCCACAGGAGAAAGAUGUGGCAGUCAACUUCCAAAAAGAUUUGCAGCCUUGGAAAUACUAUGGGGCAGUUCUGCUCUGUCCUAUAGGGUCCAUGUGAGUAGGAAUUGGGCUUGUAUGUUUAUGGUCUGGUUGAGUUAAGUUUAUUAGCAUCCAAAAUCUAGAGGUCUGUGAAAAACAGAGGACCCAGCCUGGAGGAGAGAGUCCGAUUCUGGCACUUAGAUAAUAGAAUCUGAGGUAGAAUCAACACUUUUCAAUUAAUUGUCAGAGGAGGUUUGGGGAAGAAGCAGCGUGACAUGGUGGGAAAAGCAUGGACUUUGGAGUCAUUCAUACAUGGGUUCAAAGUCUCAUUCUGACACUUGAUGUGUGACCUUGGGAAAGUUACUUAACCUAGACUUGUGGGGAUUAAAUGAGAUAACAUCUGGAAUGCAACCCUUUGGCUUUGCAUCCUGCUCUUUCUUCCUUCAAAUCUUCCCCAUCCCCUUCCCCUAGCUGCCUCCCUGCUUUUAUCACAUACUGUAUUUUUCAUAGCUUUUAUCAGAACAAUAAUUAAAUAACCCACUGCCAUCCAGUUGAUUCUGACUCACAGCAACCCUGUUGGACUGGGCAGAACUGCCCCAUAGGGUUUCCAAGGCAUUAACCUUUAUGGAAGCAGACUGCCAUGGCUUUCUCCCAUGGAGCAGCUAAGGAGUUCGAAUGACUGACCUUUUGGUUAGCAGCCAAGCACUUUAACCACUGCACCACCAGGGCUCCAAUUAAAUAACAUAUUUGAUAACUUUGUAUAACGUGUUGGGUCCCUACUUCACCCAGUUGUAAGGUGCCUGAGAAAAGGGAUUGUGGCCUUGAGAUGCUUCACAUUUAGUGGGCAUUACUGAGUGUUUCCUGGAUGAAUGAAUGGCAGGUGUCAAGUGGCUGACCCAAAUGUUAAAGAAAUUUCAUUUCCCCUCACUGAAUGGAAGGAUGUGAGAUUUUUUUUACGUACACAAUUUUUUUCCCCCAAAAUAACCUCGUCGUAAGCUUUACUGCAGUUUUCGUGACAAACCAGUGGAAAUGAAGGAUCCUUCAAUUUGUGGUAGAAGCUUCUGCUUCUUGAAAUUGUUUUUGUCUUUGUUGUUAGUUGCUGUUGAGUCUCCUCCAAUUCGUGGAGUCUCCAUGUACAACAGAAUGAAAAAUAUUGCCUGGUCCUGCACCAUCUUCACGAUUGUUGGUAUGCUCAAACCCAUCCUUGCAGCCGCUGUGUAUUUUGAGUGCCUUCCAACCUUGGGGGCUCAUCUUCCAGCACUAUAUCAGAUAAUAUUCUGUUUGGAAUCAAUAGGAUUUUCAUUGGUUAAUUUUCAUAUAUAGAUCGCCAGGCCUUUCUUCCUAGUCUGUUUUAGUCUGGACACUCAGCUGAAACUUGUACACCAUGGUAGACCCUGCUAUUAUUUGAAAUACUGGUGGCAUAGCUUCCAGCAUCAUAGCAACACGCGAGCAACCACAGUAUGAUAAACUGACAGAUGGGUGGUGGUUCCUGUCUUAAUGUCAUUUAAAAUGUUUUUAGAAGUCAUACAAGAAUUGAAAAGGAGUUUCUCUUAAUGCUAGAAGCUCUCAAGUACAAUAUGCAAUAAAGGUUAAUGGGAGUUAAAACUAUCCCUUAUUCUUUUAAGGUUUUCUUUCAGAAUGAGUUCGUAGUGCUUUACACUGAGAUGAGUUACAUUCAUGCACUGGGUUAACAGGAAAUGCAGUUGGUGCUAGUUUCUUAUGUCUCUUUAUGUAUAAGUUUAAUUCUUUUCUAGCAUGUAUUUCCUCCAUAAUCAAAUAAGCAUAAAUAUUUGUGUAUAAAGCUUAACAUACGCAGAUAAACGUAUAUAUAUACGUAAGUGCUUGCAUAUACAUUGUAUGCAUAGUAUGUAUGUACCUGUCUACAGCUUUUUCUAUCAGCUAUUUUUUUAAAAAAUAUACUCAACAGGAAAGGAGGUCAGCAUUUUUCCCACAGUUACUUGCCUGACAUGUUACCCUCAGCAAUUGAGAGGAGAAUCAGAGUAAAAUCAUUUUACGCUGUAUAUCUUUGUAGUUCUGUGGUUCUGAGCAAGCAAAGGGCUGUUUAAAAGCCUGUAUUCAUCUAUAUGAUUUAAUUUGCUUGUUUGUUUUUAGUGAAAGGCUUUCAAGAAGUAUUGCUAAAGAACAAUUGCUGGCUGUGAUUUUAAUUUGGGGGUAACACAGCUUAUCUGGGUGUUUUGGAACAGGAGAGAACUUUUAGACUAUUUUGUUCCUAGGAUUCUUUUGGAAUUUAUUUUGCAGCAUCAUUAAUACCAUUGAGAUGUGAGUAAGCCAUGGGUCAAGCAAGAGCCCUUUGAUAAAGAAUGCCUCUUUGGCCUGCUCUUACUGCGUGGAUAGGGACAGUUAACAUGAAUUCUUAGAAAUUUUCCUUACCUGUGGAUCAUGAGGUAAAGAGAAAAGAAAGGUCUUUUUUGAAAGUAAAUUCCAUAAAGCUAUCCUGACUUGCUUUUGUUUUAUUCUUUAGAUUCUCCAAGAGCGAUUCUUUCCGUAGUCAUUUGAUGGCUUAUAGCUGCAUCUACCUCUUGGAAAGAAGAAAUCUUUUUAGUCCCUUUUUUUUCUUCCCCUUCAGCUUUUGGUUUUUCAAAACUAGAUCAAAGCAGAAGUGAAAAAAGACACUAAUCAAGAGCUGCUUCAAAAAGAAGAGGCUGGAAAGCAGAAGAAAUGAAAAUGGUUUGAGUCCAGCCAAUGACACCGGAGCCAAAAAGAAGAAAAAGAAACAAAAAAAGAAGAAAGAAAAAGGCAGUGAGACCGAUUCAGGCCAGGAUCAGUCUGUGAAGAUGAACUCUUUGCCAGCAGAGAGGAUCCAGGAAAUACAGAAGGCCAUUGAACUGUUUUCAGUGGGCCAGGGGCCUGCCAAAACCAUGGAGGAGGCUAGCAAGCGAAGCUACCAGUUCUGGGACACACAGCCUGUCCCCAAACUGGGAGAGGUGGUGAACACCCAUGGCCCUGUGGAGCCUGACAAAGAUAACAUCCGCCAGGAGCCGUACACCCUGCCCCAGGGCUUCACCUGGGAUGCCUUGGACCUGGGGGACCGUGGUGUGCUGAAAGAACUGUAUACCCUCCUGAAUGAGAAUUAUGUGGAAGAUGAUGACAACAUGUUCCGAUUUGAUUAUUCCCCGGAAUUUCUUUUGUGGGCCCUCCGGCCACCCGGCUGGCUCCCCCAGUGGCACUGUGGAGUUCGAGUGGUCUCAAGUCGGAAACUGGUUGGGUUUAUCAGCGCCAUCCCAGCAAACAUCCAUAUCUAUGACAUAGAGAAGAAGAUGGUAGAGAUCAACUUCCUAUGUGUCCACAAGAAGCUGCGCUCCAAGAGGGUGGCUCCGGUCCUGAUCCGCGAGAUAACUCGGCGGGUUCACCUGGAGGGCAUUUUCCAAGCUGUUUACACUGCCGGGGUAGUACUACCAAAACCUGUUGGCACCUGCAGGUACUGGCAUCGGUCCCUAAACCCUCGGAAGCUGAUUGAAGUGAAGUUCUCCCAUCUGAGCAGAAAUAUGACCAUGCAGCGCACCAUGAAGCUGUACCGACUGCCAGAGACUCCCAAGACAGCUGGGUUGCGACCAAUGGAGAAGAAGGACAUUCCAGUAGUGCACCAGCUCUUCACCAGGUACUUGAAGCAGUUCCACCUCACGCCCGUCAUGAGCCGGGAGGAGGUAGAGCACUGGUUCUCUCCACAGGAGAAUAUCAUCGACACUUUUGUGGUGGAGAAUGCAAAUGGUGAGGUGACGGACUUCCUGAGCUUUUACACCCUUCCCUCCACCAUCAUGAACCAUCCAACACACAAGAGUCUAAAAGCUGCUUAUUCCUUCUACAACGUUCACACCCAGACCCCCCUUCUAGACCUCAUGAGUGAUGCCCUUGUUCUCGCCAAAAUGAAAGGGUUUGACGUGUUCAAUGCACUGGAUCUUAUGGAGAACAAAACCUUCCUGGAGAAGCUCAAGUUCGGCAUAGGGGAUGGCAACCUGCAGUAUUAUCUUUACAAUUGGAAGUGCCCCAGCAUGGGGGCAGAGAAGGUUGGACUGGUGUUACAGUAACCAGUCACCAGUGAAAUUCUGGAUAAAGCCACUGAGAUUCAAACCAGGAAAUGGAACCCCACCACUUGUUGGUCUGAUUUUCACAAACGUGAGAAUCCCUGGCAAAGGGAACAGAACUGAACCGGCUUUAUGAAACAGCCAUUGAAUUUGACAAUUGUAUUGUGAUGGCAUAGGCUGCGUGAUGUCACCUCUGGCCGUGUCUUUGGUCUCUCUGUUUUCCAAUUAACCACAUCUUCAUGCAGCCGUGAUCAAGGGAAUGUAACUGCUGAAAACUAGCUUGUGAUUGGCAUAUUAUGGAGUUAACGGGUGAAUAAUAAAAGUAUAUAUAUUA
Loxodonta africana (African savanna elephant) is the source of this 6230-nucleotide messenger RNA. It is a transcript of the gene NMT1, whose product is annotated as N-myristoyltransferase 1. Lineage: Eukaryota; Metazoa; Chordata; Mammalia; Proboscidea; Elephantidae. The transcript is spliced from 12 exons. Gene Ontology annotation, cellular component: cytoplasm. Gene Ontology annotation, molecular function: glycylpeptide N-tetradecanoyltransferase activity. The coding region runs from base 4649 to 5899 and encodes 416 amino acids. The record is from RefSeq and is a predicted model, not a curated record. Gene Ontology annotation, biological process: N-terminal peptidyl-glycine N-myristoylation.